GUAUCUAUCUAUUCUAUUCAAUUCUACGGAUGGAUGUCCGAGAGCUCUCGGAAGCCUCACAUUCAGUCUGCCGGCAUCGUUUCUUCUAAUUAGAACGUCAAUUUAAGCGUAUAUGGGCAAACGCGUAUUCAUUGCGAAAUAAAAUAAAACAAAAGUCAAAAAAAAAAAAACUGUAACAAACAGAGAAGAAUCUUGGAAAACAUAUAAUCGCAAUUAAAUUUUUUGCAUAAAGUGGAACGUCUUCUGACUUUUGCGACGUUGUUAAGUGAAGCUGCUUUAGAAUUGUUGAUCUAUAUAUUCCAUUAUCAUAUAAUUCUCCUAUAUACUAAUCUAAUAUGGUCUAUGAGUCAUCCUACGAGACUGGUCGAAAGCCCUUCACUCCUGAUCUGCAACGCGGAAAAUGGGAAAAACCAACGGAUUUUAUUUUUGCAUGCUGUGGCUUGGCCCUCAAAUUGGAUAUAUUUGUGGUUUCCUAUUGGUUUUACUUUGACAUGGGGUUAUUUGGCAUAUUACCGUACUAUUUCUAUAUGGCAGUAUAUAUGGUGCCACUUUUGGUCAUCCAUUCCUUUAUGGGUCAGUUCUCAAGCAGCGGUUUUAUCUCCGCCUUUCGUCUAUCGCCGUUCUUUAAAGGUAUGGGCUAUGUGAGUGUCUUCUUGAGCAUUGCAAGUCUGCUCUUUUAUUCCAUCUUUGCGAUCGUUCCCCUUGUUUUUAUACUACAUUCCCUGCGACCAACUAUGCCCUGGAGUUGCGAGGGAUUGGGGAAUGUGGGAAAUCUAACGACUAUAUGUGACAUGAAUAUUUCGGAAUCAGACGCCAUUUCAACACUCGCGAAUGAAACCAAUUUCGAUGUCUUGCAUACAACUGAAACUCAUAUACCUUCAGUGCUAUUUUUCAAGCAACACUUUGAGUCAUUGGGCGGUGGCUUCUUCACUGUAGAGGAAGACUCACAGUUUUCAUGGACUAUUGUGGGAUUCUCAGCAAUGAUCUGGGGGAUAAUCGCAUGCUUAUUCUGGAGUUUCCCGGAGGCUGCUAAGUUUGGCAAGCUACUACGUUAUUUGAUUCUGUCAGCAUUGAUUCUACUGUCGUUAUGCUUGGUGCGAUUUCUUUUUCUACCCGGUGCUUUAGAUGGUCUCUUGCACUUUGUGAAACCCCAAAUGCACUCUAUGGCAAAUGGUGGCGUUUCGAUGACGAUUGUGGUGUUGCAGGCCUUUGGAUCUGGAUGGGGAAGCGUCAUGUCUCUGUCCAGUUUCAAUAAAUUCAAAACUAACAUUAUGAGAUAUAGUUGGAUAAUUGCUUUUGGACAGACACUCGUCUACAUUCUUUUCGGGAUGGUUAGCUUCAUAUUGAAUCACUACUUUCGAGAAAUGAGUGUCUCCAGCUACGAUUUAUAUAUCGAAACUAAUUGGGUUCUGUACUUAUCGAGUGCCAGUGCUUUGGCCUCACUGGAAUGGGCCAAUCUCUGGACAAUUAUAUACUACUCAAUGUUGCUGAUUUCUUCGCUAAUUGUGAUGAUAACUCAAAUUUUUACCGUACUUACGAGUCUCUUCGAUGAGUUUGAGUUUCUUCGAGUGCAUAAGCAAAGGGUCACCUACGGACUCAUAGGAUUCCUAGCUUUCUGUUCGUUAUUGUUUUGCACGAAUCAUGGUGUUGUAUUUUCCUCCGCCGUAUCCCUAGAUGCGAUUUUAACAUAUAGCGUUAUGCACUUGUUACUAAUACUUGCGGUUCUAUGGAUCUAUGGAAGAGAGCGUUUCCAGCGAGAUAUUGAAUUCAUGCUGGGACAACCUUUUGCGUCUUGGAAAGUCUUCAUAUUGCGCUAUAUAGCUCCACUUUUUCUGAUAUAUACUUUGCUGGUGGGAUUGUUUAUAUCAUCCAUGGAACAUAUUUACCAGUCGACUCUUGUGUUAUUUAUCAGUCUGAUUCUGGUGGUAUUGCCACUGCUAUUUAUUCCUGGAUAUGGAAUGUAUAUAACUUAUCAGAAUACAGGAGGGUUUUGCAAUCGUUUCAGACGUGCUUGUCGACCAACCGAUUGGUAUCCCCAGGAAAUGGAAAAUCGACAGCAAUAUGAGGAGGUUGUUGGCAACUCUGAUUUGACUCAUCAGUUGUAUGAAGUAACCGAGGAAGUUAAUUGAUAUUAUAUAUAUUUACAUUGCAUUAUUUUCUGUGUAAAAAGACAUAGUGUGACAGAAUACUAGGUGCAUUUGUAUUUGUAUCUGAAAUAUAUGUGUAAAAAAAUGAUAAGUAAGUAAUAAUAAUUGCAAUACGCGCA
Drosophila innubila is the source of this 2266-nucleotide messenger RNA. RefSeq names its product sodium- and chloride-dependent glycine transporter 1-like. NCBI's taxonomy places the organism in Eukaryota, Metazoa, Arthropoda, Insecta, Diptera, Drosophilidae. The coding region runs from base 336 to 2129 and encodes 597 amino acids. The transcript has 10 exons. Gene Ontology annotation, biological process: sodium ion transmembrane transport. Gene Ontology annotation, cellular component: membrane. The record is from RefSeq and is a predicted model, not a curated record.